Messenger RNA from Dacryopinax primogenitus, 366 nucleotides. RefSeq lists its product as uncharacterized. The record is from RefSeq and is a predicted model, not a curated record. Lineage: Eukaryota; Fungi; Basidiomycota; Dacrymycetes; Dacrymycetales; Dacrymycetaceae. The coding region runs from base 1 to 366 and encodes 121 amino acids. The transcript has a single exon.
AUGACCGGAAAACAGCCUGCGCACUCGUCUCAAACCGAUCUGGCAACAGUGAGGAAAGCUAUCCUCGCCCGACACAUUGAGCAACUGCAUCAGCCCCGAAUCCAGGAUGCGCUUGCAUUAAGCAAGGGAAACGAGGAAACGAAUGCGAAUUCGAUUGGGGCAGCGAAUGCGAAUCCGAUUGAGGAAACGAUUGCAAGUUCGAUUGAGGAAACGAAUGCAAGUUCGAUCGAGGAAACUAAUGCAAUUUCGAUUGAAUCAAUGACUACAACUUCGAUUGAUGCAACCGCGGCUUCCAUUGGGAACUUUCUCGGGAUAGGCACGAUCGCGAUUGGCCCGGAGCAGAACGCGGCUUUGCUCUCCCAGUAG